Chaetomium fimeti is the source of this 264-nucleotide messenger RNA. RefSeq lists its product as uncharacterized. The transcript is spliced from 3 exons. The record is from RefSeq and is a predicted model, not a curated record. Bases 1 to 264 code for a protein of 87 amino acids. NCBI's taxonomy places the organism in Eukaryota, Fungi, Ascomycota, Sordariomycetes, Sordariales, Chaetomiaceae.
AUGAAGUUCUUCGCCGUCCUCGCCUCUUCCGUCCUUGCUCUGUCCUCUGGCGCUUACGCCUGGACCCAGGAUGCCAACGGAAACUGGGUUGCGAACAACAACUGGUAUACCAUCAGGAACACUCGUGUGCAUGAAGCAUGCACCAUCAUGAACGACGGCGACACGAUCCUGGUUAACCAGGGCUGCAUCUACUGGACCGACGGUGCUGGUGGCCAGUUCCAUGGAACAUGCCGCUCGUCCGGCGGGACCGUUGCUUGCUCUUAA